Messenger RNA from Vidua chalybeata, 4243 nucleotides. Its product is annotated as aryl hydrocarbon receptor-like. Gene Ontology annotation, cellular component: aryl hydrocarbon receptor complex; nucleus. Lineage: Eukaryota; Metazoa; Chordata; Aves; Passeriformes; Viduidae. Gene Ontology annotation, biological process: regulation of transcription by RNA polymerase II. The record is from RefSeq and is a predicted model, not a curated record. Gene Ontology annotation, molecular function: nuclear receptor activity; protein dimerization activity; transcription cis-regulatory region binding.
AUGUCCCCGUACUUGGGAACGGAGUUUUCACAGCUGAGCCAUUACGUGAGGGAGGACAUUGGCAUGAUGAGGACUUACUCCACAUCGCAAAUCUGCAAGCCUCAGGUGCACGCACUCUUCUGCACCUGGCAGGCUGCUCUGUGCAUCACUGCCAAAGCACCAGGCCCCCCAAAGCCCUCUCUCAUACACCAAGCCCCGCCGCUCCCAGUCGCCCCGCAGCCCCAGAUCCCGUCCAGCCCCGUCUCCCCCCUCGCCGGGGACGGGCCGUUCCCGCUCCCGCUCUCGCUGCCUCUCGCCCUGAGGGAGCGGCGCUCGGGCGCUGCCGGCCCGGCCACGUACGCGGGGCGCAGGCGGAGGAAGCCGGUGCCACGGGCGACGCGGCCGGGCCCGGCCGAAGGCGGCGAUUCCAACCCGUCCAAGCGGCACCGGGAGCGGCUGAAGAGGGAGCUGGAGCGGCUGGCGGGGCUGCUGCCCUUCCCGCCCGACGUGGUGGCCGGGCUGGACAAGCUCUCGGUGCUGCGCCUCAGCGCCGGCUUCCUGCGCGCCAGGAGCUUCUUGGGCGUUGCUCUGAAGAAUCCUGGUGCCAAAGAAGCCCAGAGGGACGGAACCUGUGGCACUGGACCAGCUCUGGCCUCAGCAGUGGUUCCAGAGGGUGAGCUGCUCCUACAGGCACUCAAUGGCUUUGUGCUGAUGGUGACAUCAGAAGGGCUGAUAUUUUACUCCUCACAUACGAUCCAGGACUAUCUGGGGUUUCAUCAGACAGAUGUCCUACACCAGAGCGUCUUCGAGCUGAUCCACACUGAGGACCAGCCGGAGUUCAGGCGCAACCUCCAGUGGGCCCUGGACCCAUCACACACUCCCGAGGCAGGCAAGAGUCUUAGCUCUUCUGCUGCCAUCUACAAGCUGGAUCAGCUGCCCCCAGAAAACUCCUCCUUCCUGGAGAGGAGCUUUGUGUGCCGUUUUCGCUGCCUCCUGGAUAACUCCUCCGGCUUCCUGGCUUUGAACCUUCAAGGCAGGCUGAAAUUCCUUCGUGGGCAGAAUGAAAGGUCUGAAGAUGGCUCUGUCCUGCCCCCCCAACUCGCUCUGUUCACCAUCUCCACGCCCCUGCAGCCCUCACCCAUCCUGCAGAUCCAAACCAAGAACAUGAUCUUCAGGACCAAGCACAAGCUGGACUUCACCCCCUUGGCAUGCGAUGCCAAGGGCAAGAUUGUCCUGGGCUACACUGAGGCAGAGCUGCGUUUGUGUGGCACCGGGUACCAGUUUGUCCAUGCUGCUGACAUGCUGUACUGUGCUGAGAACCACGUCAGGAUGAUGAAGAUGGGGGAGAGUGGCCUGACAGUGUUCCGGCUGCUGACCAAGGACAACCGCUGGAAGUGGGUGCAGGCCAACGCCCGGCUCGUCUACAGGAAUGGCAAACCCGAGUACAUCGUGGUCACACAGAGACCCCUCGUAGAUGAAGAAGGAGGAGAGCACCUUCGGAAGCAGUCCAUGCAUCUUCCCUUCACUUUUGCUACAGGAGAGGCACUUCUGUACCAAAGUUCUCACCCUCUCCCAGGCUUCCCUGACCUUUUCCAGAGCAAAGGGAAACCCAUCAAGUCCAAGAAGCCCUCCUGCAGCCGUGUAGGGCGCUCCCAGAAGAAUGGCAUUGACCCCAGGUCUCUGCUGGGUGCUGUGAUGCAACAGGACAAGGCGGUGUACACCUCCCACUCAGCUCCCAUUCCAAACCCUUCCUUCAGCAGCACUUUCCAGCUUGAGGGUGUGUCCGUGCCAGGUGCAGGAGGGGAUGCCUGGAGUAUGGGCACAGCUCCAGCUUCUUCAAUGGGCAACAGCCUCCAAGAGAAGCUGUUGGAUUUGCAGCAGGAGGACCCUCUCUUGGCCACCAUGGACUUGCUCUCAGUUAAGAGUGACCAGAGCUGUUCCAACAAGCUCUUCAGUGCUUUGGAGGGCCUGGACUUGAAUGCUGAGGACCUGAAGCUCCUGCUGCUGGAUCAGAAAAUGGUGAUGGUCAGCACAGACCCAGACCAGUCCCCAUCCCUGAACAACAACCUGGCCAGCAACCAAAUUCUCUCCUGCAUCCCCAGCGCUCCAGUGGAUGGGCAUGAGAGAGGGCAGCAGCUCUGUCCCCUGCCAGACACGGCCCCCAGCCCAGGGGGCACUGCUCCAUGCCACACGGAGAACAAGGACUCGAGGUGCCACCUGGCACAGCGUGCAGGGCAGCCCAGCACUGCCCUGGCCCAGCCCCCCAUCCUGCUGUGGGAGCAGCCCCUCAGUGCUGUGUCGGGGCUGCUCCCAGAGCUGGCUGAGCAGGAAGAGCUGUCCAGUGGCUCCCAGUGGAGACCAGCUGGGGAGGAGACACUGCUCCAUUCCUUCCAGCCAGUGCAGGGCACCCCAUGGCACAGGGCCCCCAGCUCAGCCCCGGGAGCUCCCUGCCCGCAGGAGCCACCUGGCACCCAGCAGCUGCAGGGAGACUUCUCAGCCAUGCAGCCCCUCCAAGAGGAUAUCCACCAGUCCUUCUCCCUGCCCAGCCAGUGCCAGGACCACGUGGCACCACACAGCCAGCCAAAGCACCAUCACUUGCUGAUGAGCGGGGUAUGUGGCCACAGCCCCAACUCUUCUCCACACGCCAGCCCAUGGCAGGACUAUGUUUGCCCACUCCUGCACUCUCCAGCUCAGCCUGGCGUUCGUGGCCUCAGCAAAGACGUGAUCUCCCAGCCCCAGGGCUGUUUGGGCCCCGAGCCUGGUGUGCCCCCAGAGCAUUUCAACCUGAACGGAUUCUGCAGCAUGGAUGCUGCCGGCACUGGGGACUCCUGGGAAGAGAUGGCUCCGUACCCCAGGUUUUUUCCCCCUUUCUACCAGCUUAUUCCCGAAAAGCAGCUGAGCCCUGUUCUUUCAGUGCCCCAGCACUCUUCCCCCAGCUCAGCUACAGGGCACUUUGGGAGCACCAGCAGCCCUCUGGAGACACUGAAUUCCUGUGGGGUGCAUGGCUCUGCAUGGAGCCAGGAGGGCAGGCACAGGCCCCACAGCAGCUGUGGCUUGCCCAGUUCUCCCAUGGGACUGCCCCAAGACCAUCCAGUGCUGGGGGGAAGCCUGGCACUGCCCUGCCAGCCUCAGCCCUGGGCAGAAGUGCUGCCAGAUCCCCCUCACACCUCCAGGAAGGACUUCUAUCUCUAGCAGAGACGGAAAUGGACAAAGCAGGACUUUUCCCUGGGGAAGGAGCUACCUUCAAGCUGCAGAUAAACCUUCCCCACUGCUGUGCACAUCCUGCCAGUGCUAUUGAUGUUGGUUGCUUUGGCUCACCUGGGUUUUUUUCCUCAACUUCCUACCAUCCUGCUCCCUGUGCUGUUCCUGUGUUGGUGUCCCUGAUGUGGGGAGGGACAGCAGCAGGCAGCAGGGCUGGUAGGCACAUUUCCCAGGGCAGUGGAGCAGGCUGAGCUGUGGUUGCAAGUCAGCCUAUGAGUGCAACCAAAGCUUCACCAAAGCUUUGUAUUUACAUGCAUGAUCCAGCAUGGACACCAGCCUCAUGAAAGCCUGUCCUAAAGAAAGAGACAGAAAAUGUUUUCACCUCUGGUAUUAAAUUUCCUGCCAUCCCAGCCAGGCACCUGUGGCUGUGGCCAUGUUGUACAGAUAUUGCCUGUUUAAUAAGGAAAAUGAGCCAUUUGUGGUGUUCUUGUGUUGCUCUGGUCCUUCCCCACCCCAGCUUUCCCUGUGUCCCAGGUGUUCCCAGUGUUUGGGAUCCAUGUUAGAGCUCCUGUAGCAAAACACCCUGGGCUUCGCUGUACUGUACAAGACAUGCUGAGAUUGGCUGCAAAACUGCUUUUCUCUGUGUGCUGGCCUCUCAGGUGCCCUCAGACUUCAAGUCUCAAAGUUUUCAGUUAAAAACCAGAAAUUUCAAUAAGAUAAAGAAAAUAAGUAUAAUGCUACUUAAGUACUGAGAGAGUGAUAUUUUCCCACAGGGAAAAAAAAAAAAAAAAACCCACAGCCAAUAUGUGUGUUGACAACCCAUAUAAUAUGAGUUGACAGAUUUAUUUUUAUGCCACUCUGGUGGAAGGAAAAAACAACCUCUUACCAUCCCAAAGCAGCGUCCUGUGGAAUGGGAUGAAAAGGUUGUUUAAAGAUCAGAAACACGAAACACAGUGACCCUUUAAGAAACCUGACAAAGCUCAUCCCUCUUCCUGCUUGCCCAGCUUUGGAUUCAUGUGAAUUCCUAUUGGUUUUGUUUCAAUAAAUGGUUUUGGAGAUCCUC